AAUGUUUCCCAGUGUCAACCAGUUUAUUUUCACUGUUGAAAUAGCAACAACUUCAUCCAAGAAAAUUUCAAUUUUCGUCUAUUUAAAUGUAGGCCUAGCAAUCAGACAAUCUUUAAUGGGGGAUGAACAGAAUGGAACAAAUGCAGAGCAACCAUUUCUCUCUGAAAAAAUAGUUGAAGGUCAUCCGUUGAUCAUUCGAUUCGAUGCUGCUUACGCAAAAAGCUGUAUCGGAAUAGUUCAUUUGUUUAUCUCUAAUGCAAUCGUUUUUGGUUUGGUUUCUUUUAUAUCGUUCUUUUCCUCAUCACUAGUUGCAAGUGCCAUAACAUUUUACACAAAUUUUGACCAAAAGAGAAUACCACGUACAACAAUACACCACCUGGCUGCAGCAGCCAUUGCUGGCUACGGGUAUACAAUUUUAUUAGCAUGUGCAACAUUUCACGGCGUUCUUAGAUGGCGUCAAUCAACUCCAGCCACACCAUCUUAA
Dimorphilus gyrociliatus is the source of this 484-nucleotide messenger RNA. The record is from the annotation of a GenBank genome assembly. Lineage: Eukaryota; Metazoa; Annelida; Polychaeta; Dinophilidae.